AUGAAGGGAACAAUUGUGACAUUGGAGGAGUUAAGCUACAAUGCUAAGAAGGAGAUAGUUGACAAAGUUGAUAAGUUAAAGAGGAAUAAGAAGCAACAAGGCACAGAGGACAAGAUCAGGUUAAUUAUGAGUCGAGCAUUGCAAUUAUCAGAAUGGGCUCACAGCUAUGAAAAACGGGUACAAGAUCUGAAAGUAAAUCGGGCAUUUAAGGCGCCGGAAUUGGCUGGGUUAAGAGCCAUGGAGGGUUUCAAUGCUGUAGGGAUGCUGAACCCAGCCAAUUUGUGCUUGGUGAAGAAUUUGAAUGUUCCACAUGACUUUGUACUACCAAAAUUCAGUUUGUUUGAUGGCACUGGAGUCCCUUUGGAUCAUUUAACGAUGUAUUGUCGACGCAUGCAGCCAUAUGCAAGCGAUGAGAAAGUGUUGAUGCAUUAUUUCCAAGAUAGUCUGACUGGGGCAGCUCAAAGGUGGUUCAAUACCCUUAACCCUUCAUCAGUAGCUUCGUGGGAGGAUUUGGCUGAAAUGUUUAUGAAGCAGUAUAAGCAUAAUGAAGAAAAGAUCCCUACCAUUUACGAUCUGCAGAACACAACAAUGAAGAGUGGGGAAAGCUUUAGGGAAUUUGCCCGUCGAUGGAGGGAUUUGGCAGCCCAGAUAAUUCCGCCCCUUUCAGAAAAAGAUUUGUUGAACGCUGAAGUCCAGGAGUUCCUGAAAAUUAUUCGGCAGAGUGAGUACAUGAUAGUGGAUCAAUUGAAGAAAACCCCUGCAAAGAUUUCGAUCUUGGAGUUGAUAAUGAGUUCUGAACCGCAUCGACAAGUCUUGAUGAGAAUGUUAAAUCAGGCGUAUGUAUCAGACAAGAUUCCUACAGACUCUUUUAAUGGCAUUGUGGGAAAUGUGUUGGCGUCCCAUUUGUUGUCCUUUACUGAGGAUGAUAUUCCGCCUGAAGGGAUAGGGCACAACAAAGCUUUGCAUAUUUCAGCCAUGUGUCGUGGAAAGGAAUUAGCAAGUAUUUUGGUGGAUAAUGGGUCAUCGCUCAAUAUUUUACCAAAGGAGACUUUUGAAAAAUUGCCGAUUGACAGAUCUUAUUUAAGACCAAUGCCGAUGGUAGUAAGGGCAUUCGACGGAACACGUAGAGAGAUUAUGGGAGAAAUUGAAAUACCUUUACAAGUUGCAAGCGUAACUUUCAAUGUACCAUUUGUGGUAAUGGAUAUCUCACCAACCUACAGUUGCUUGUUGGGACGACCUUGGAUUCAUACUGCAGGAGUCGUUCCCUCAUCAUUGCAUCAGAUGCUCAAGUUUGUUCAUGAUGGAAGGGUUUAUAUAGUAAAGGGCCAGUCAGAAUGGAUGGUUGCUAAUUUGGAAAUUGAGAUUUUACCGGAAAUGUUAAGACAAGUCAAUCAGGAAGAGAAACUAAUAAAGCCGCAUCAAGAGAUAACUGAAGUUGUUAAUUUGGGAAUUGAGACGGAGAAAAAGGAGGUUAAGGUAGGAGCUGCCUUCGAAGGAGAGAAUAAGAAGAAAUUGAUAGAUUUGUUGCAUAGUUACCAGGAUGUCUUUGCAUGGUCUUAUCAGGACAUGCCCGGUCUUGAUACAAGUAUUGUUGUUCACAAGUUACCAUUGAUUCCAGAAUGUACUCCAGUGAAACAAAAGCUAAGGAGAUUAAAAGCAGAUAUGCUUUUGAAGAUAAGAGAUGAAGUGAAGAAGCAGUUCGAUGCUGGUUUUUUAGCAGUGGCUAGAUACCCUGAAUGGGUGGCAAAUAUUGUACCUGUUCCCAAGAAGGAUGGAAAAGUGCGGAUGUGUGUAGAUUAUAGAGAUCUCAAUCGUGCAAGCCCGAAGGAUAAUUUUCCGCUUCCCCAUAUCGAUGUUUUAGUGGAUAAUACAGCUAGACAUUCAACUUUCUCUUUCAUGGAUGGAUUUUCGGGUUACAAUCAGAUCAAGAUGGCACCAGAGGAUCGUGAGAAAACGACUUUCAUUACCCUCUGGGGAACCUUUUGCUAUAAAGUCAUGCCGUUUGGUCUGAAGAAUGCCGGUGCUACUUAUCAACGAGCCAUGGUCACUUUGUUUCAUGACAUGAUGCAUAGAGAAGUUGAAGUAUAUGUCGAUGAUAUGAUAGCAAAAUCCAAAGAAGAUGAAGAUCAUAUUGUGAAUCUCCAGAAGUUGUUUGAUCGAUUAAGGAAGCAUCAAUUGAAGUUGAAUCCAGCUAAGUGCACAUUUGGGGCGACCUCGGGGAAGUUAUUAGGUUUUAUUGUAAGCAGGAAAGGAAUUGAGGUAGAUCCUGAUAAAGUGAAGGCGAUCUUGGAGAUGCCACCCCCUCGGACAGAAAAGGAAGUUAGGGGUUUCUUGGGAAGGUUAAAUUACAUUGCCAGAUUCAUUUCACAGUUGACAGCUACUUGUGAACCUAUCUUUAAAUUAUUGCGGAAGAGUAACUCUACUGAGUGGAACGAAGAUUGUCAGAUUGCAUUCGAAAAGAUCAAGCAAUACUUGAAAAGUCCUCCAGUGUUGAUGCCUCCUGUAGCUGGCAGGCCGCUUAUUCUCUAUUUGACUGUCUCAGAUAGUUCGAUGGGAUGUGUGCUUGGACAGCAUGAUUCAUCGGGAAGGAUAGAGCAUGCCAUUUAUUACUUAAGCAAGAAGUUUACUAGUUGUGAAGCAAAUUAUUCGAUGUUGGAGAAAACGUGUUGCUCUUUGGUUUGGGCUGCACAUCGGCUUAGACAAUACAUGCUUUAUCAUACGACGUGGUUGAUUUCCAGAAUGGACCCUAUCAAAUACAUUUUUGAGAAACCUUCUCUUUCAGGGAGAAUAGCAAAAUGGCAGAUGCUGUUAUCAGAAUAUGAUAUUUUGUAUGUUACACAGAAGGCAAUCAAAGGGAGUGCAAUAGCAGAUUAUUUGGCAGAUGGAGCAAUUGAUGAUACUCAGUCUAUGGAUUUGAAGUUUCCAGAUAUUGAUGUCAUGACUGUGUCGAUAGAAGAGGGGAAUCAGAGGGAUUUGGCAAAAUGGACUAUGUUGUUCGAUGGGGCUUCUAAUAUCAUGGGAUGUGGAAUUGGUGCAGUGUUAAUAUCACCUGAUGAGAAUAUUAUCCCGUUUACAGCUAAGUUGUAUUUCGAAUGUACUAACAAUGUGGCUGAGUAUGAAGCAUGUACGAUGGGAAUUCAAGCUGCUAUCGAUAUGAGGAUUAGGAGGCUACAGGUCUAUGGUGACUCACAGUUGGUGAUUAGGCAAUUGAAUGAUGAGUGGGAAAUUAAAGAUGACAAGCUCAUUCCAUAUUACCAACAUAUCAAAAAGUUAGUCAAGUUUUUUGAUUGGAUUGAGUUUGAUCAUAUCCCCAGGGAAGAAAAUCAAAUAGCAGAUGCUUUGGCAACUUUGGCGGCAAUGUUUGAUGUAGACCCAAAAGGGGAAGUGCAACUAAUUAAAAUUGAGAAACGAGAAAUUCGAGGUUACUGUUCAAAUUUAGAGGGAGAGCCUGAUGGUAAACCGUGGUAUCAUGAUAUCCAACAGUACAUUGAAAAGAAAGAAUAUCCAUCAGGGGCAUCAGAGAAUGAUAAGCGCACCAUCCGGAGAUUGGCGGGAUCUUUCUUCUUGAAUGGAAAUGUGCUUUAUAAAAGGAAUGAUGGGGUAGUUUUCUUGCGUUGUGUCGAUAUGGCGGAGAUAAUUACAGUACCUGGAUUGCCUAGUCAAUGUUGCCAUCGUGAAAAAAAUGGCAAGUGGAGGGCCUAUAUUGACUUCACCGACUUUAACAAGCAUGCCCUAAAGUCCCUUUCGCCACUUCCUUAUGUAAACAUAUUGGUUGACUCUACUACAGGUCAUGAACUACUCCACUUCACAUAUGCCUUCUCCAAUUACGAUCAAAUACUCAUGCAUCCGAACGACAAGGAGAAGACUGCAUUUGGUUUAAAAAAUGCAGGUUCAACACACCAACGUCUUGUCAACAAGAUCUUCAUUGAUUUGUUGGGAGACACAAUGGAGCUUUAUCCUGCCAAAUUUUCUUUUGGAGUAUUGGCUGAAAUUUUUGUUAGAUAUAUGGUCACUAAGAAGGCAUCCGAGGCCAAUCUAGGGCAGAUCCAAUCUGCACUUAACAUCCCCUCAACAAAACGUAGAAAGGAUGUCCAACGGUUAACAGGCUAG
Messenger RNA from Tripterygium wilfordii, 4110 nucleotides. RefSeq lists its product as uncharacterized. The record is from RefSeq and is a predicted model, not a curated record. Gene Ontology annotation, molecular function: RNA-DNA hybrid ribonuclease activity; nucleic acid binding. Lineage: Eukaryota; Viridiplantae; Streptophyta; Magnoliopsida; Celastrales; Celastraceae. Bases 1 to 4110 code for a protein of 1369 amino acids. The transcript has 9 exons.